Messenger RNA from Erigeron canadensis, 2782 nucleotides. RefSeq lists its product as uncharacterized. The record is from RefSeq and is a predicted model, not a curated record. Gene Ontology annotation, molecular function: protein binding. Lineage: Eukaryota; Viridiplantae; Streptophyta; Magnoliopsida; Asterales; Asteraceae. The transcript has 8 exons. The coding region runs from base 476 to 2605 and encodes 709 amino acids.
AUCAAAGCAGGCCCCUCACAAUUCCUUCAAAAUCAAUCAAUUUUCUCAACAAUUCUUUCCUUCCUGCCUUCAUUCAUCUCCACCCAUCUACCACCAACACAUAUUUCUUUUGAUGAUUCUUUACUUUACAUACUAAAUAAAAUAAACGACCCAUGCCCGAAUGCCACUUUCGGAUCUUUGAUCCUUCUUCGUUUACUUUCUCUCUUCCAUACAUGCUGCAUAUAAUAUAAUUAAGUCAAAAUUUUUGUUACUUUUAUCGAUAUAUACACUCAAAGAUACAUACAUAUAGCGAGAAUUGGAACUUAUACUUCUUUCAAGUUUGGUGUUUGUUUCAUAAUUUAUCUUCAUGACUAAAAAGCUAACGACGCUGCAACGCUACCUGUCGGUGACACCCCAGAAACCUUGACUAGUUGAAUAUGCUUUUGCAGACUUGUUUUCCUGGCUAUGAGAAGGUGAUAUUUCAAGAAUUUUGAAGAUGGGUGAUAAUAGUGAAGACGAAGGUGAUGAGUUCUUUGAUGCCAAUGAUGUAAUGUAUGACUCGGGUUCUGAUUGUGAUUGUUCCACUUCUGGUUUUGGUUAUGAUUAUUGGGUUCGUAGGAAUUUGGAAUGUGUCGAUUCUAGACGUGAUAAGUUCCUGAGAUGCAUGGGUUUGAAUUCUAGAUGGCUUUUAAAAAAAGGUGAUCAAGAUGAUUACAAAAAUGAUGAUGAAGAUGAUUUUGUUGAUGCGAUAAGAGAUGACACCGAGUUUGUUUUGAGUGAAAAUUUGGAGUUUCAUGGUAAGUUUCAUUGUAGGCAGCUAUCUUUGUCUGAUUGGUCGAAUGAAUCUGUGAAGUCGGUAUCUUCUGUUUUUGUAAACGAUCGUCUUGUAGUCAAAACUGGAAAUUGUGAUGAAUCAAGUGAUGACAUUUUAUUGAAUGAAUCGGUUGGUUUCGGUGAAGAUGGUCUGGUUGAGAAGAAAGGUAAUUUAUGUUUGUCGUCACUAGGAGAAGGUGAAACCUUUAAUUUGUUGGCUAGGAGAAAGAAAAUGAAGAAGGGUUGGCUGCAAAAGCUAAAUGUCAUAGCUCGGAUUACAGAUAGACAUGACGAAACAAUGACUUUAAAGGCUAAUCACGUACAUUCAAAGGACGGUGUGUGUAUUCACUCUGUUCAUGUACGUGCACAUAAAAAGAAAUCGAAAGAGUUAUCAUCUGUUUAUGCCACACAAGAGUUUCCAGCACACCAUGGCUCAAUAUCUAUGAUAAAGUUCAGUCAUGAUGGUAGAUACUUGGCAAGUGCUGGUGAAGAUGGUAUUGUGCGCAUUUGGAAGAUUUUUGAAGAUCAAGAUCCAAAAAAUUAUGAUAUUCAAGGAACCGAUCCUUCAUCCUAUUACUUUUCGACUAACCAUCUCUCUGAAUUAGCCCCUCUUAAAGCAGAUAAAGAGAAAACACGUAAGAUUAAAGGUUUUGCUAAAUCAUCAGAACUGGCUUGUGUUAUUUUGCCACCUAAAGUCUUCAGAAUUUUGGAGAAACCUGUGCAAGAAUUCCAUGGUCAUGGUGGUGAGAUCUUGUCCCUCUCAUGGUCUAGAAACAGGCAUCUUCUAUCAUCUUCUGUUGAUAAUACGGUUCGUAUGUGGAAACUUGGGCAUCAUGAAUGCCUAAAAGUCUUUACUCAUAACAACUAUGUGACGUGUGUUGAGUUUAAUCCUGUGGAUGAUAACUGUUUCAUUAGCGGCUCCAUAGAUGGAAAAGUACGCAUCUGGGAUUGUCAUAAUUGUCAGGUUGUUGAUUGGAUCGAUCUUGGCGAUAUUGUCACAGCUGUAUGUUAUAAUCCAGAUGGGAAGGGAAGCAUUGUUGGUACCUUAGACGGGAAAUGCAGUUUCUAUGAUAUAAUUGAUGAUCGGAUGCAAUUGCAUACUCAAAUAUGCUCAUUGAGUAAAAAGAAGUGGCCUAAGCGAAUAACUGGAUUUCAGUUUUGCCCGACUGACUCCAGGAAAGUCAUGGUUUCAUCAGCUGAUUCACAAGUGAGAAUCCUUUGCGGGGUCAACCUUGUUUGCAAAUUUAAGGGGAAUAAAAGUUCAGGAAGCCAAAUGUCAGCAACCUUUACAUCUGAUGGAAAACACAUAAUUUCAGCCGCGGAUGACUCAAACGUAUACGUGUGGAAUCACAUUAGCCCUGAUAAGCUCUUUACAAAACCCAAAAGCAACUUAUCAUAUGAAAAUUUCUUGUCACACAACGCUACAAUGGCCAUACCAUGGUGUGGUAUUAAAAGCAUAGCAGCAGCACUUCCAUCUCCAAGACUUGUGUUAAAUAAUAACUUAAAUAACAAUAACACAGUUCUCCCAAGGAGCACAAUCGAUUCACCCAGAAUGCCAUCACCAUCAGCCAAUCGUGGGUUCUUCUUGGAGUCGUUGCUGAAGGGUCUACCAACAUGGCCGGCUGAGAAACUUCAGGAUUUAACUCAAGUUAGUGUGUCACCUUCAAUGCGUAAAUCAGAAUACAAAUUCUUGAAAAAUGCCUAUAGGAGCACUUUUGUUGCUCCACACAUGUGGGGUCUGGUGAUUGUUGCAGCGGGUUGGGAUGGACGGAUUAGGACGUAUUUGAAUUACGGAUUACCUCUCAGGUUGUGAAACCUAAAACCAUCUUCUUUGAGUAGAUAGACCAUUUUGUAUCAAGAUUGAGACUACACCUAUACUUAUACAGUUAUACUUGGUGAAUAUAUUUAAAACACACGAAUCUUGUUUCUGAUGGAAACUUGAUGUGGCAUGCGUUUUUGUUUUGUUCUUUAUUUUCUUUCAUCUUUUUUC